This is a messenger RNA of Rhagoletis zephyria (snowberry fruit fly), 647 nucleotides long. RefSeq lists its product as uncharacterized. The record is from RefSeq and is a predicted model, not a curated record. NCBI's taxonomy places the organism in Eukaryota, Metazoa, Arthropoda, Insecta, Diptera, Tephritidae.
CUAAUUGCUUGUGUGCUAUUUUUUAUAACAGGAAAAUGGUCAGCCAGGCUUGUAUCGUUGGAUGCGGAUUAGGGGUACCUCUGUAUCCCUUCCCACCAGAGGGAGAGAUCGACCGAAAUGUCGUUUUGGCCUAACGGACCGGAAUGGGCGGCGUGAAUGGUUACGGCCAUUGGGUGUGACUGGCCCGACAGCAAAAUUUAUUUUCGCAUGGCAAAGGCAUUUUUCCCACAAGGUGAGAGGGGGACGGAUCCUCUAUAGAUGGGCAGUUCCGGAUAUUAAUUUAAGAGUAUGUUCGCCCCCAGUGACAGUUGACAGGGAAAAUUACUUAGGUAGUAUUAUAGAAGCAGAUAUUUUAGUUGACCGAAACGCACAAUACUCUGUAAUAGAGUUAGGCGUCGAAGAUUUUCAACCGGUACUUGUUUCGCCCAAAGAGGCAGAAAGGGCUUCAACCUCAAAUAUUGUUGAAGAUUCCUUAGAAGAGUCCCUUCCACCCGCUUCACAUGAUGAAGUAAAUUCUUCUUUAGGUCACUUCUUAAAACUUGGGCUAAUAGUAGGCAAACACAAACGGAUAAAUACCUUACUGAUGGGACUCCUAGAAAAAGAAAAUACCGGGAAGAGUUGGAUAGGAACAAUGAGGAGUUAGGAUU